AUGAAUACCUUAUUACAUAACAUAGCUGAAAAGAAUAAUCUAGGAAGUUAUUGGUUAUUAGGAAUAAAUGAUUUUAAUGGUAAAUUUCAAUUACGUGUUAUUGAACUUCGUGGUCAAUCAUUUCCUGAUCGUUUUCCAUGGCCACUUGUUUCAAUUAUUUCUCUUCCAUUAGCCUUGUAUCAAACUGAUACUGAAAAAAGUCAACUUGAGGUAUUAAUUUAA
This is a messenger RNA of Adineta steineri, 222 nucleotides long. Lineage: Eukaryota; Metazoa; Rotifera; Eurotatoria; Adinetida; Adinetidae. The record is from the annotation of a GenBank genome assembly.